Molecule: messenger RNA, 5497 nt
Organism: Stegastes partitus (bicolor damselfish)
Lineage: Eukaryota; Metazoa; Chordata; Actinopteri; Pomacentridae
Gene: atosa
Product: atos homolog A
Exons: 12
Coding region: 1057-4368 (1103 amino acids)
Source: RefSeq, a predicted model, not a curated record
GGGAGGCAGACUGUAAGCAUCACGACUAGGAGGACUCACUGUUCCUUUCAUCUGCAUUUUCGCCUGAAUAACAUUAGUAUCGACCCAGUCCUCUAGUUUUUUAGCAGUCAGCUGGCUCGGCGGCGGUAAGAUAGCAACUGCUGCUCGGUUUACGGUCGCGGAAAACGUUGCCGUCGUUACCGAAGCGUCGGGUCGGAGUCGUGGCUAUUUGUUGUCGGUUUGAAAAGUUUUAAUGAAGAUCACAAAGGAAGUCAGCACAGGUGGCGUUUCUGACGCCAGGUAGAUGGCGACGGUUCGAGCCGUGCGGAUGGAUAGAAAGUGGGCUGUCUGAUAUUCUCGGUUAUUAUUUUUUUUUCCCGAGAAGAAUGAUUCGUUGAAAAUGUUCUCGGCGUAGCAGAAAAUACCGAGACCGCCCGUCAUCGGUGUUUGUAGCUGAGCCGUGGCUACCUGCGCUGCAUUGGGGGUUGGGAUGUUUCGGGAGGUCGUCGUCACCAGCAGACGCUUAACCACACAGUAGGUAGUUGGUUGAGUUUGCUAUCUAGCUUAGCCCCUGCUGAGUUAGCAUCCCCCCCUCGUUCUGGCAGCAUCGUUGUGAGGAGCCAGCAGUUACAAGAGCCGAGACACCGACAUGCAUCGCGACUUAACUAUGGUUCAGGUGGUGGAAUUUGAGACGAGCUGUAAGAGUAGCCAGCCUGCUAGUUAAAUUACUAGUGAUCAGAUUGGUUGCUGGUUAGCAAACAGAUUGACAACUCGGUUACCUAACUGUAACUGGCAUUCGCUAUCAGCUGUCUUUGUGUUAGUCAGUGGGACAAUACAGUGCGACUCGAUGGAAGCGUACAGUAGCAUGCUAACAAAGCAAUGCUUUGUUGUUGGAUAGGGGGCAGCUGGCACCAACACACAGGCUUCACAGCUGAUAUUAUUGCUUAGCUAAUACAGCAGCUAUCAGUCACAGAGGGUUUGGGGGAUCCAGACACCGUUGUGUUACUGUUGAGGCAGUGUGUGAUAGAAAAAGGAGAAGACUGAGAAGAUCCUGCAGGAGACCCUGAAGGCAACCUGAUGACACUGGACAACAUGAAGCCCGAGCGAGAUGCCACAGAGGAGUUUUUCGAGUACGAUGCUGAGGAGUUCCUGGUGUUCCUGACCUUGCUCAUCACAGAGGGAAGGACACCAGAGUAUUCCGUGAAGGGCAGGACUGAGGGGCUGCACUGUCCGCCAGCCCAGUCAGCCAUGCCGCCUCUUCACAAGCAUGAGUGCAGCGACAAACUGCCCCAGUGUCGGCAGGCGAGGCGAACCCGUUCUGAGGUGAUCCUGCUUUGGAGGAACAGCAUCCCCAUCAUGAUCGAGGUCAUGCUCUUGCCAGACUGUUGCUAUGGCGACGAGUGCCCCCCGAGUGACCCCAUCAGCGACCCGGUCAUCAAACAAGAUGCUCUGCUGCUGGAGAGAUGGACCCUGCAGCCAGUUCCAAGACAAAGCGGCGACCGUUUCAUUGAGGAGAAGACCCUGCUGUUGGCUGUUCGCUCCUACGUCUUCUUCUCCCAGCUCAGCGCCUGGCUCAGCGCCUCCCAUGGCAUCGUCCCCAGAAACAUCCUGUACAGGAUCAGUGCUGCUGAUGAGGACUUGGUGUGGCAGUUUUCCCAGCCGCCUUCAGAGCACAUUUUCCCUGUCCCCAAUGUAUCCCAGAGCAUCGCGCUGCAGGUUCGUGUCCAGUCGCUCCCCCGACAACCCACCUACCCCACCCUGGCCUGCAGCAUCCACACCGGCCUUCCUCCGCUUUACAGCAAGACUCCCAGCCUCAGCCCAAACCUCAACAGCCAUGGUGGCCUGCCCACCCUCAAAAAGAGCCAGGACCCCAGCAAAGACAACCUCCUUCACAACUCCAACAUGUACAGCAAGAGCUCCAACUCCAUGUCUGGCCUUCUCCUCAACGGCUUACCCAUUCCUAAUCUUCCCAUCAACAGCAUCCCCAUUAACAGCCUUCCUCACACCGCUGUGCAACAUCCCUUCAGCAAGAAGAGCCAGGAGCCUGCUGAAAACCACACCUAUCAGAACGGAGAGCUUCCGCAGGUCAACAUCCCCCAGCGUCAGGGCUCGCCGCUGUUCCACCGGCCUUCUCACUCCCCCACGCCCUCCCGAUCCCACUCCCCCUCCCCACUCCCUACAAGUAAAGCAGGGAAGUGGCUGUACUCAACCCUCAAUGGUUCAUCUGACCCCACACAAGUAGAGGACUAUGGUUCUGGUACCAACAGCAGUGAGAGGUCAAAGGGUCCCAUCCCUGAGCCUUUGAGAGCUUUUAAGAAUUUCUCCUUGGCCGAGCCACCUCGUUGCCCCUCCCCGAGGCCUUCAGCAUCCGAGACAAACCCCCUGAUUGGCUCCUUGCUGCAGGAGAGACAGGAAGUUAUUGCCCGCAUUGCACAAAGGCUUAACUUCUGUGACCCCACAGCGCCACCACUCCCUCCCGGCCUUUUUGCAUCUGACAACCCUCCCAAAGCCAUGUGGGGCAGUAACCAUGACGACAUAACUGCCAGUAAGACCAAAGAGCCUGAGGUACCACCCUAUGAGUCCGUGGGACGCGUGUGGCCCACCCCGUUCAACACACCCAUGACUGACACUUCUUUCGGCAAACGGGAAAGCUCCUCCCCUAAACCUGCAGCCUGCAGGAAGCUGAAAAUGACUGAGACGAGAGACAAAGAUGAGGAGAGGAAUGGAGAGAAGGAGCGAGACAGAGAGAAGGAGAAAGACAGGGAGAGGGAGAGAGACAGCUCCCUCAUCGCCCAGGCAGUGCAAGACAUCACUAGACUCAUCCAGGAGAGACUGUCUGUCCCCUCUCUGUCCCCCAGGCACAGCAGAAAUGGCAGCCCUCUGCACCACACGCACACAACAACAGUCACACACACGGUCCGCACGUACUCGCACACCACGCACGUCCCACAAGCCUCACACACUGCCACCAACGGCUACACUAACGGCCACAUACCCAGCCAUGAACCUCACAGAGGCAGCACGCACACCGCUGCCACACACAUGCCCGUUUGCACAGACAAGCCCCAAGUCGAUCCGGGGACCGAAUGCCAUUCUCCCCGGGCCCAAAAUGGUGCUCAGUUUACACUUGAAGAAUCCUCAUUGAGAGGCCAGUCCUUUGCCCAGGCUGGCCAGCGUUUACGAACUUCCCCCCAGGAAAAGCUCAGAGUCAGGACACCCAGCAGCCAUGAAAGCCCCUCUGCCUCCCCUGUCCUUGAGAACAGUCCAAGGAAUGCCCAGAUUUUUAGCUGGGUUUAUAGUGAUGCCAGCCCAGCCACGAACUGUAUCAGAAGCCACGACCACAGCAAGCCUCAGCCUCAGUCUCGGUCCCAGAUGCAGAUGCACAACUGUGCACCAGCCCAGGCCUCUGCCCUCCAGGACGAGAACCAGGCACCCUCGCAGUCUGGAUGCUCCGGCACAUCCAGUCCAGACAUGACUCCAUCCCCUACUGUCCUCCGAGCUCACAGCCCCUCCCCACUGCGUCCCUGCAACAGCUGGAAGAAACAGAAUCGCCACUCAUUAGACGCCACAGCGACCAAGGCCUUCCACCCCUGCACUGGCCUGCCUCUGCUCUCCAGCCCUGUUCCUCAGAGGAAAAAUCAAACAGGCUACUUCGACCUAGACACCUCUCUGGCUGGCUGUAAGGGUUUGCCUUGGGCUUCUGGGAAAAGGGUGUGUCCAAAGAGAGACGGAUACACGGAUGAGUCUCAGCAGCUGUUCAGUGCCAGUGCUCCACCUGCCAGUCUCAGUCUGCUGGGAAACUUUGAGGAGUGUGUGCUGAACUACCGCCUGGAGCCUUUGGGGACGGUGGAGGGUUUCACAGCUGAGGUUGGAGCCAGCGGAUCCUUCUGCCCCAGUCACCUUACCUUACCCGUGGACGUGUCGUUCUAUAGUGUCUCCGAUGACAACGCUCCCUCACCAUAUAUGGGUGUGAUAAACCUGGAGUCCCUGGGAAAAAGGGGCUACCGUGUACCUCCAUCAGGAACCAUUCAAGUGACCUUAUUCAACCCUAACAAGACGGUGGUAAAGAUGUUUGUUGUGAUGUACGACCUACGAGCCAUGCCAGCUGGACACCAGACCUUCCUACGCCAGAGGACCUUCUCUGUUCCCGUCCGCCGUGACCCAAACAAUCAGACCAGCAGGAAGCCCCUCUCCCUGGGCCAGGGACGCACCUUGCGCUACCUCGUUCAUCUGAGGUUCCAGAGCUCCAAGUCUGGGAAGAUCUACCUCCACAGGGACAUCCGUCUGCUGUUUUCCAGGAAGUCCAUGGAGGUGGACAGCGGUGCUGCCUAUGAGCUCCAGUCCUUCACAGAGUCCCCCAUUGACCCGCCCUUCUCUCCCCGCUGCUGAGGCCUGAUGCCCUCCCUCCUCCACCUGGCAGGCCACCACUGAAGCUUCAGUCACACCCUGAUGCCAGCGAUAGACUCUUAUUCAGCCCGUUAUCCCAGGGCUGCUAUUUGAAAAGAGACGAGGACCGCAGUCAACAAGCCUCUUCUGGCCUGUGUCCAGAAACGUACAUUUCAUGCCUUCUGUCACCCAAAACUGACAGGGGGGUGGGAGUUGGGGGGGCUAAGAGCGUCAGAGACUCUUCAGAAAUCAACCUUGUUCUCUGUUAAGUGCACAACUUGCAACAGACAGGUUGGGUCAAAGGUUACGGUCAGAAAGUGGGUUUUCGAUCUUGUACUCUUGGUCAAGGUGUUCUUACCAGAUUUGAUAGCUAAUUCUUUUUCCUGCUGUUGUGUGUAUCCCCUCCAGCGUCUGGCAGGAGAGUAGAGACCAGUGAUUGUCCACAGAAGCGGUUAGACACUUGAAAUUAAAGCCAACAAACAAGGCUAUUUUACUGUUGAUGCGAAUCAGAAUAUGAAUUGGACUCUUAUGUGUUAAAUCUCAAUGAAUUUCUUUCUAAUUGAAUACAAGGCCCGUUCAGUGGUCAAAGAUUCCGAUUUUUAAAUCCUUGAAGUUUAGAUUGACUCUGCUGAAAGUAAACUCAGCUGUGACCCUGUGAUUCCUGAGCUCGGAGGAGAGGGAGCGCACAUGGAAGAGGAACCAGGCGGCAGACUGUGGUGCAACACUUCCCAUGGACCACUAAAGAAGUCGAACAAGCAAUCAAGACAGAUUCACCUAAAAACAUCACAACCGAACAUCAGAAGUGCACUGUGGAUUUUUUUUUCUCAUUAUAACUGGAAAUGAAACAGAAAAUAGUCAUAUUCUAAUACUUUUGUACUGUUACAAAACCACUUUAUUGGAAGUGUUGCAAUAGAAAGAGUAACCUUAGUUUAGUGUUUACACAUUCACUUUCAGUUUACUUACCAUCAGUUUAUUUAAUAUUUAAAUUAAUAUUUCAGUUACUACUUGUGACGUCUGUCAUGCUAAGAUGAUGUAGUGCAAACUGUAUAUCAUAGUAUGUAUUUUUGACAUUAAUAUUCAAAUCUGAAAAAAAAUAUAUCUAUAUAUCUUCUAAAGCAAUCUUGAAAAUCUG